CUACACUCUCACUCUCUCUCUCUCUCUCUCUCGCCAUGAAAGAACCGCCUUCCCUCCCCCGCCUCCGGGGGAAACCCUCAGCCGCCGCAGCCGCCGCCGCCGCCGGCAACACGUCAAGAAAGCUCAAGCUCGUCUGCAGCUUCAAUGGCGCCCUCCAGCCCCGCCCGCCGUCCGGCGACCUGCGCUACGUCGGGGGCGAGACCCGCAUCGUCUCCGUCGACCGCGGCGUCUCCUUCUCCCGCCUCGCGUCCAAGAUCGCCGACCUUUGCCCCAGCAUCCCGCCUGGCUUCUCCAUCAAGUACCAGCUUCCCCACGCCGGCGCCGGCGCCGGCAAAGGCGGCGGCGGCGGCGGCGGGGACGCGCCCCUGGUCUCGGUCGCCUCCGAUGACGACGUCAGGUGUAUGAUCGAGGAGCACGACAGGCUCGAGGCGCGCGGUAAGCACGCGAGGCUCUGGGUCUUUGUUCUUAGCGACGGUAGCGAUGGUAAGAAAGGUAGUCCAGACGGGGGGCUCAGGAAGGAUCGUGAUGCGUGGGGGGGUGUGUGUGGAGAGAAUGAGAUUUCGGGUAGGAGAGGGUUGGAGGGUUUCGAUGGUUGCGGAUUCGAGGGCCAGAAAGGUCAGGAGGCCCGAUUUCGCGGCAGUUGGGUUGGUUGCGCGGUCGUUAAGUAUCCAGUGAAUGGCGUUGCCGGGACGGGAUUUCGUGAUGAUCCUGUUAGGAAUAUGGGGUGGAACGAGCCAGUUCUAGUGAAGCAAUUGGCUGUUUACGAUAAUGUUCGAGAUGUUUCAAAUACAAAGAUGGAAUUUUCCACUCGCCGGGGGCGCGCAAAGUACGACCGGUCACCUGCUGGUUUGGCUUCUGGACCCCAAGCCCCAAUGGACCUGUUGGACCGUGUACAAGUGGGCACGCAUUUUCCGGGCAGUGAGAGUCGUUAUAAUCUUGUUCAAUUUCGGGUAGCACGCCCACGCCCUCUAACUCCAAGAAAUGGGAAUCUUCCGGUGCCAACGUAUGUAACUGCGCAGAUUUUGUCGAGGAAAUGUAGCCAUGAGUUGGGGAUCUGCAAAGGAUGCUUGAGUCAUUAUAUUACCAUACCUCAGGAUCCAAUGCAAUGGGGCAAUCCCACAGUGGUUUUGAACAGUCAAAGUGUUAAUGCUCCGAAAAACUUGAGAAGGAUUGAGGUGGGGUUGCACAGUCAUUUGAACAGGGAAAACAUUGUACCAUCACCUCGCACCAAUCCACUCACCGGAAGAAGUUAUACUCAAGAGCCUUCAGCUGUGGCUGGCAGGGCAUGGGGAGCAAUGCAGAGCAGUAACCACAGCCAUAGAUCUGGGGCAUCUGGUGCAAGAUAUCAGAGGGUUCAUCCAUAUCAUGUUCGAAAUCAUCGCUAUAAUCCAGCUGAGAUGGAGAGCUAUCUAGCUGUUAAAGCUGAACCAAGGCUCUCACUUGGAAAAAGUUGUCCUGGUCUCAAGCCUAUUUCUAAUAUGUCAAAGCAGGAGCAGUUCACGAGAACACAUCAGGCAGAGCACAAGGCAUGGACUGGAUUUUAUAACUGUUUGUCGAAUGGAAGUGUGAAUUUGAUGAACUCCUAUUUGAAUUGUGAAAAUCCUUGCAUUUAUGCUCAAGGUGUAAAUGGGAAGUCAGCUGUGCAUCAUGAUUCCAUAUGUCCAUCAACGUGCCUAGAGGUGAUGGAUGCUCAAGAAGAUGUCCAAUCUGCAUUAAAUGCAUAUAAGAACACUGCAAUACAUCAAACCUCCCCUGAAAAUUUUCUUAAUGGGUCAAAUUGUGAUUCUAACAUAUACAAGAAACCACAUCCUAUGGAUCCUUUGGAAAGUUCCGACGUAUGUCUCUUGCCAAGUGACGGCAAAUGUAGUGACAGCAUAGGCAUGAGAUGCAAUGGCAAGUAUCCCAGUAGAUCAAUGGGCAUUAACUUGUCAAGCUAUAAUAAUAACAUUUCAUCAUCAGUUGAUCUGUCAUUACAUCACCUCUCAUUGUCAUCACCCAAAGAUGUGGAACUAUCUGCACACUCUUGUCGUGCAACAAGCAACAUUUCUAAUGCUUUGACCAAGCCACAAACCAAGUCUAUAGAUUUGAUGGAGUUUAGCACGGGCCCACAACUUGAUGAAUCAAAUGGAGUUCAAUCUGAUUUGUCUUCAGAGGAUGUCCCUAAAGUGGAAAAAGAUCAUGUUUAUGAAGAUAAUCCGGAGGAACUUUCAUCAGGUUUAAGCAUUGAUGACAAGGAAAAGUCUAAAGAGAGUCCCAAGUGCUCUAAAUUAAUUGGUGGCAUCUCAACGGACUUGACUGCUUUUUAUGCACACCUCACUUCUCAAGGGCUGCAGACUAUUAGAACUACAGAUGUAGAAUGUAUAAAAGAACUGGGAUCGGGUACAUAUGGGACUGUGUACUAUGGGAAGUGGAAGGGAUCUGAUGUUGCGAUUAAGAGGCUAAAAUCCUGUUGCUUCACAGACGGUGCUGCUCGGGAAGAUCGUCUGGUUGCUGACUUUUGGAAGGAAGCUCACUUGCUGGGCCAGCUUCACCAUCCAAAUAUAGUGGCAUUUUAUGGAGUAGUUUCAGAUGGGCCCGUGACGGAUUUGGCAACUGUAACAGAGUAUAUGGUCAACGGCUCCCUCAAACAAGUCUUACGAAAGAAAGAUAGGACGAUUGAUCGUCGGAAGAGGCUGAUUAUAGCAAUGGAUGCAGCCUUUGGGAUGGAAUACUUACAUGAGAAGCACAUUGUUCACUUUGACUUGAAAUCUCAUAAUUUCCUCGUGAAUAUGAGGGACCCACAGAGACCAGUUUGUAAGAUUGGUGAUCUUGGCUUAUCAAAAAUCAAGAAGAAAACGCUUGUCUCUGGUGGAGUACGAGGGACAAUACCGUGGAUGGCUCCUGAACUUUUCAACAAUAAGAACAACAUGGUGACAGAGAAGGUUGAUGUCUACUCAUUCGGAAUAGUCAUGUGGGAACUUUUGACAGGGGAAGAACCCUAUGCAAACUUACGGUCGGAAGAUAUAAUAGCUGGUAUUAUCAAAGGAACUCUGCGACCCGAAAUCCCGAGUUGGUGUGACCCCGCAUGGAGAUCACUGAUGGACAGAUGUUGGUCCACCGAUGUGAAUUCAAGGCCCUCCUUCUCAGACAUUGCGAAAGAGCUACGAGCCAUGUCAGCUGCAAUGAACAUUAAAUGAUGAUAUAUAUAUAUAUAGGUCUUCCGGUUUCUUUUGCUGUAACUAAGUAAACUUUAGGAACACCGAGGACAGGGCAUGUUGGGGCGUUGAGUACUAUUUGCCGUCCACUGUCUUAGAGGACUGUUAUGAAGAUAGUGACCGUUGUUAGGAUCUGUCGACAACGGUGAAUUAAUUUUUGCAGUCACCGCUGUGAUGCGACGAUCCAUACUUCCAGAGCCGCAUGCUUGUGAGAUGAACAUGCAGGACGUUGAGUGAAACUGUCGCUUUUCUUGCUGAGAUUGCAAUUCAUAAUGCAUUCUUGGGAGUCUC
Molecule: messenger RNA, 3485 nt
Organism: Eucalyptus grandis
Lineage: Eukaryota; Viridiplantae; Streptophyta; Magnoliopsida; Myrtales; Myrtaceae
Exons: 9
Coding region: 36-3176 (1046 amino acids)
Biological process (GO): protein phosphorylation; signal transduction
Cellular component (GO): cytoplasm
Molecular function (GO): protein binding; protein kinase activity; ATP binding
Source: RefSeq, a predicted model, not a curated record